AUGGCGCGAAGUCACAGCGAAACAAAAAUGGAAGUGUUUGUGAAAAGACUUGUGAAAAAAUCAGAUUUAAGUGUUUUGACAAAGCGCAUGAUAAGAGAAGAAUACAAGAAACAUAUCGGUCGGAGUCACUUGGAUGUGGAGGAAAAAGUGGAGUUGGCUCGUCUCGUCACAAAUUUACUUGAAAAUCUGACAAAAAAAGACAAGACAGAUGUCCAGCAGGAAGAACAUGAUAGUCCGAAUGAGAAAGAGAACAGCAACCCGACAGAGUCCAGGAAAGGGAAGGGAAACAACUCCAUAGAAAUUAAUAAAUCUAGUCCUAAAAAACAAAUCACACCAAGGAAAAAUGUGUCAACCCCAAAUAAAAAGAAGAAAAUGGAAGGAGCAGAGAAAAAGUCAUUUUCAUUGGUUGAAACUUUGUCACAAAAUAAAAUGUUAAAUUCUUCUCAAGAUUCUUUACAAAAAAGUUCUGAUGGUAGCUGUGAGAGCCGAGGAAAUGCUGGAACUCAGUCUAGUGGAUCUAAGUACAGAGUGGAUGAAGUCCUGGAUGUGGUGAUGAACUCUGAGGGUGAUGAUGACGAUAUGUCUUUACCAGUGUCGGAGGAAAGUGAUGAGGAUGAGGAGGAUAACACCAAACCAUCUCAGGAAGAUGGAAAGAAAGAGGAGCUGAAAUUUAAGAAAUAUCAUUUGGUGCAGGAAGAUGAUGAAGAUACAUGGAAACCGUUUACACCUGUGAAGGAGUCCAAACCAGUACAGGGGCGGAUCGAGAGCUCCUCUGAUGAGAGUGUUCAGCUGUCUAGUGAUGGCGAGGGGGGCAAAAAAAUCUCUCAUUCGAAAAAUCACAAUAGAAAAAAAUCGAAGAAAAGAAUGAUCUCUAGUGAUGAAGAGAGUCCUUCUGAUUACAGUGAAUGUGAAAAUAGUGAUUAUGAAAACAAGAAAAAACCUUCAAAAUCUGUUUCAACAUCUGCUUCUAAACGAAGAAAACUAAACUCAACAGAAGAAAAAACUCCGCCGAAAUUGCUGAAAAGAAAAUGUCAAAAAAUAUGA
This is a messenger RNA of Pecten maximus, 1044 nucleotides long. Its product is annotated as protein gar2-like. The record is from RefSeq and is a predicted model, not a curated record. NCBI's taxonomy places the organism in Eukaryota, Metazoa, Mollusca, Bivalvia, Pectinida, Pectinidae. Bases 1 to 1044 code for a protein of 347 amino acids. The transcript is spliced from 4 exons.